This is a messenger RNA of Fusarium venenatum, 1797 nucleotides long. RefSeq lists its product as uncharacterized. Lineage: Eukaryota; Fungi; Ascomycota; Sordariomycetes; Hypocreales; Nectriaceae. The record is from RefSeq and is a predicted model, not a curated record.
AUGUCGUCCACCAGCAGCCAAAGUCCCAAACGACUAGAAACUUUGCCCACUGAGAUCAAGCUUCACAUCUUCCAUGCCUGCGCAAAUAUCCUAUCCAUUUGUGAGAUGUUUGAGUUAUGUCUCAUCAAUAAACACUUUUACCAAAUGGGAAUGGAAGCUAUCUUUGAGUCUGACAUACUUCAAGAUGCGGUGUAUUGGGAUCCCGUACGCGGCACAAAAGUGUUUCAUGAGAGGAUCGACGAUGAUGAGGGUUAUACCUACCCAUGUCUUCUCGAUGGCUACAACGACUCCGAAGAUGGUGAAUACGAUGAACUACCGAGGUACUUUAGAGCGCACUCACCGCUCCCCGAGAACUCCCACGACGAUACAGAACUAUUUACGGACUCAAUAGACCGCGACUUCAUUCCAAGCAGCGAGUUUUGCGUAAGAUACUUGACAGCUCGGACCUUGGGAAAAAUCAGACAGAAGCCUCCCACUCGAGACCAUGUUGUACUGAAAGCUGUUGCAGAACAUAUGAAGCAGUACAAACUUGACCGUGACACGUCUUGUAACACCACAAUCGAGGAAGAAGUCGAAGUGGUCUGCGAGGUCGCAGUAAAGCACGGCUACAUUCACAAUCGACACGAUUUCUUCGCCGGCGACCCACUGUCGGAUGACAACAUACCAUCCACAUGCCUGGACGAAACUUGCGCUGUUGUGCGUGAUGGGCUAGUCGCUGUGGCAAUUUAUAGCGAUAAUUCUGAGAUACUGAGAACAAUACUUGCCAAAGCACAAUCGGUAACUUGUCCAGAUCACUUUGCCGAUGAUGAAAACAACGACCAAACUUAUGAUAAAGAGGUUGAGCGGCUGGCACCCUUUACACCCUGGCUCCCACAUGUUGACCGGAACGGGGCCAAUAUAAAACGCGGCUUUGGGCCGCCCGACUGCGGACGUUCUCUCAUCCGACUCGCAAACUCUGCUAGAAUGAUGGUACAAAUAGACAAGAUGGAUUGUGCUAUCAUAUUACUAGACAGCCUUUCCGGAGACUCUCGCGAGCAAGACUUUGUCAGACAUGAGAUUAUCUCGGAAUCAAAAACACUCGAAAGCGUGAAAUGGCUGCGCUUGGCAAUCACCUGCGGUCCUUCGUUGACAAGAUACAGCAUCAUUCUUCCGGGACUCCAACAUGAGCUAGAUUGGCUAGGGCGCACAGACUACAGCGGCCGAAAGCUUGCGGCUAUUGAGCUGAGCAAGAUACUUGACAAGACGAAAAGUGUCGAUGUAUUUGAUGUUGUUUACGAUGCUAUCAUGGAAGGUUUCACUGAGAGAGAAGGUAUCUGGUGGACCAAGACCUCGUACAGAGACACUUACGCGGCACAUACCUUGGCUUCUUGGGGAACGGCAAGGAUCCAUCGUGCCGUUCUGGAUGAUUGUAUGCCCUUGGUUAAAAGGCUCGUUGAAUUAGGCUUUCAUCUUGGCCCAACACACUCCCCCAAGGACCUUGAAGACGAGGAUGUCAAAACACUUGUGAAUAGUGAAAAGCCGAGAGAUAUAUCGUUACCGCUUGCUACCAGCAGAGGGGACUUGGAGAUGGUUAAGCUUCUGUUUGAUAUUGGUGCGGAAAGGAAUGGGAAGAAUGUGCGAAAGGCGAUAAAGAUUGCUAUGGAGCACAAUAAUAUAGCCAUCCUUGAGAUUCUUAUGGAGAAAGGUCAUCCAGAAGGACUACUGAAUCAAAGGCACAUGAGGCUUUGGAGGCAAGAUAUUGAAAAGAGGGGACAGCAGGACAUGCUGCCAUGGUUAGAGAUGAUGCGAAUCACAUGA